UUUUGUUAUAUACAGAUGUCUCCAAAUGUGCUCAGCCGGCAAGGAGUCUAUCGCGCCCAAAUGUUGCCUGUCCUCGUAGCGAUGGCGGUUCUGGCGCCGGCGGGCGUGGUGGGCGUGGCGGGUCGCGACGCCGCGCCCGUGGUGGCGGUGGCGGAGGGGCGCGUGGCGGGCGUGACGGAGACCUCCACGAAGGGCAGAGAAUUCCACGCCUACUACGGCGUCCCCUUCGCCAGGCCGCCCCUGGGGGAGCUCAGGCUUAAGGACCCAGUGAAGGCAGAGAGCUGGGAGGGCGUGCGGGACGGGACCCAGAUGCCCUCUCCGUGCCUCCUCGUGCCCUUCGGCGCCGCUGUCAUGGGCAUCACGAUGACCCCGGAGGAACUGCACGGCGAUGAGGACUGCCUCUACCUGAACGUCUUCAUGCCAAAGAGAAUGGAGCCUGUCGAGAGACUCCCGGUCAUGGUCUGGAUCCACGGGGGAGGAUUCUUCGCUGGCGGCGCCUACGAGUACCUGCCUCACGUCCUCAUGAACCACGACAUUGUGCUGGUAGUUGUGCAGUACAGACUCGGCAUCAUGGGAUUCUUGUCCACGGAGGAUGAAGUGAUGCCCGGGAACUUCGGGAUGAAAGACCAAGUCAUGGCUCUCCGCUGGGUGCAGGACAACAUCCACAACUUCGGGGGCGACGCCGCCAGGGUCACCAUCUUCGGGGAGAGCGCGGGGGGCGCCUCCGUCCACCUGCACAUGCUGUCGCCCAAGUCAAGGGGCCUCUUCUCUGGGGUCAUCAUGCAGUCGGGAACGGCCUUGUCGCCGUGGGCUCACCGGGAACAGCUAAGAUAUGUGGCAGAAGAAGUGAGUAAAUCUGUCGGGUGUGGAGAAGGCCUCAACAGCCAGGAGAUUCUUACCUGUCUCCAGCAGACGGAUGGCCGCAGGUUGGCCGCCACCUUCCAGGAUUUCUUGAAAUGGUUCGUCUUGCCAAUGGUAACUACUCCUCGCAUUGAUGGGGAUUUCCUGCCCGAUGAUCCGGCGCGUCUGAUGCGUGAUGGGGAGUUCCACCACGUGAAUCUUAUGGCUGGGAUCACAAGAGACGAUGGAGCCAUUGUAGCACAAUCCUUGCUACUCCGCGAAGACCAGCUAGGUGCCUUGCAAGAAAACUUCUCAGCCAUCGGUCCAGUGAGCAUGAUGGUCGGACCCGAAGUCCCAGAUCCCAUCGAGUUUAGCACAAGGGCUUACCAGCACUAUCUUGGCGACUUGACCUUCGAUCUUGAACGCAUGGAAGAUCUCACACGGUUGUAUACAGACUACACUUUCGGGAUACCGCACGACCUGACGACCCUCUACCAUGCACGGGUUCCAGGCAUCGAAACCUACCGCUACGAGCUCAUGCACCGAGCCGAAUUGUCCUUCGGGGAUUUCUUAGAGACAGACAAAGGGCGUCACUGGAUUCCUCACGCUGACGACCUGUUCUACCUGUUCGCCGGCGGGCCGCUCCUCGCCCCCGACCACCUGGCCGGCCGCCCCUCGGACCUGCGGAGCCAGGACGACCUCCGCCUCAGGGACGUCGUCACGACCAUGUGGACCAACUUCGCUGCCACGGGCAAUCCGACCCCCGACGACUCCCUAGGGUUCAAGUGGGAAGCGGCGACCGAGGACGCCCUCCGCUACCUCGCCCUCACGCCCUCGCCCGCCAUGGAGGCCGACCAGCGACAGGAGGUGCGGAAUUUCCACGCUUCUCUGCCGACGAAAAUGAACCGAAUCCUCCAUCCUGAACGCAUCGUCUCGGGGAAGAAAUCCUCGCCACGUCCUUCCCAGGAUGAGCUGUAGUCCUCCGCUUGCAAGGUUUAUUCACUGCAAGAACUGUUCGUGAUAGCAGUACAAAGUUGUGAUAUAUUUUCAGGGUAUAUUUGUAAAAACAAUAACUCAUGAUGAACGUUUAUGAUUUAAUUGAUGAUUUAUUGUUCUCCUGAUAAAAUAUUUAGUAUUGCGAUGGGU
Penaeus indicus is the source of this 1986-nucleotide messenger RNA. Its product is annotated as juvenile hormone esterase-like. Bases 16 to 1818 code for a protein of 600 amino acids. The transcript is spliced from 12 exons. The record is from RefSeq and is a predicted model, not a curated record. NCBI's taxonomy places the organism in Eukaryota, Metazoa, Arthropoda, Malacostraca, Decapoda, Penaeidae.